Molecule: messenger RNA, 1806 nt
Organism: Nicotiana attenuata
Lineage: Eukaryota; Viridiplantae; Streptophyta; Magnoliopsida; Solanales; Solanaceae
Source: RefSeq, a predicted model, not a curated record
UUCCCUCCAAAAAAUAUAAUGUUCCCUCCAAUAUACUCUAGGUCUAGGUGAAAUAUUAAUUUUUCAAUUUCAGAAGGACAAAAAGAUCUCUCCUCGCUAAAAUUGUUGUUGAUACAUUAGUUAGGGUUUCUGGCUUCUAGUGUGGAGACUGACGAAUCGGGAAUUUCUGCACCGGCCGGGAACUUACUCUUAAUUUCUGCAGGGGGAAGAUUAAUUAGGUACUGUUUUUCACCUUCUAGCCCUCCUCGUUCCAAAUUGAAGAAAUUUAUAAAGCUAGAGAAACGGAUCCUAAUUUUACCCUUUUUUUAUCCAAGAAGACAAGUCACGCUCGGGAAGAUUUGUGGUGGACUUAAAGUUGUAUUUGGCUUAGCUUAAGUGUCAUGUCUAGGAUGAAUCAAGCGGCAGCUCUUAAGAGAAAAGUUCCGAAUCCAAACAAAGCUCAAAGUCCAAUGAAGAAUAUAGGUUUCGAUUUCCAAUACCGAUCAAGUGCUGAACUAGCCAAAAAAUUUCAGAUUAAGAGAGAAAAGCUUGCAAGUGAUCGCAACGAUAAAGCUGCUAAAGAGUAUGCAUUACUUGGAGUUAAAAGGAAGAAUUGUAUGCCUGCAACAUUAGAAGGACAAAGUAGACAAAAGUUAACUCAAUCCGAUGUGUCAGUUCAAAAGUUAGGAAGGAAUACAUUACCGGUGUACAAAUCAAUCCAAUCAUCUUCAAGGAAAGAUAUGAACACUUCACAUAGUAUUCCAAGUAAAGGACAAAUUAAACAAAGGUCAGUUCAAUUGGAGGAGCCCAUUCAAAAGCAAGGAACGAGUAAAUUACCUAUGCCCACAUCCAUGAUCCAAUCAUCUGCAAAGGUAGAUCCUAACACUUUACAUAUGCUUACAAGAUCACAAGGUGAAGGAGAGAAACAACGUGAUAUUCAGGAGCUACAAAAUUGCAAAGUGGUAAAGACAAACUCAGUCCUACCGUCGACGAGUGUUAAUCAGUUUCUAAAAAAAUAUGGGAUACAAUUCGGUGGUGAAAAACAUCCUGAUAAUCACCUAGAAAAUGAAGUCAGAUUUAUGUCCUCUCCUAUUAUUGAUGAGCGUGAAAUAGAAUUGGAUAAUUUUGCUGCGCAAGAUGAAGUUGGUGACGAUGAAUUUAUUGGAGAUGAGGAGAUGAACAUCGAUGGUGCUGUAGGUGGGACAUCAGAGAAGAAAAGAGUUCGAGGGAAAACAACAUGUAAGAAUAUUCAUGCAAGAAGUUUUGAAGAAAGAGAGGAGGUGACAUUUGAUAAAGGACAAGCAGUUGGACCAACUGACAAGAGAGUGUCUGAUUUGACCAACUUUUUAGGAACGAUUGCAAGGAAUCCAAGAUUUAUCCCCUUGGUACAUACUAGUUGGCAUGCCGUGUCAAAGGAUAUUAAGCAACGGAUGUGGGAAUAUGUCAAUUCCAAGUUCUUAAUUCCAGCUGAAGGAGAGAAGUGGGUAAUGACUGGUCUUCGUGAUGCUUGGAAGCGACACAAGAGAAAUAUUAAGAUGAAAUAUUUUGAUAAAAAUGCUACUAUUGACGAAAUGCUACAAAAUCGUCCCAAUGAGAUACCUGAAGUUCAAUUUCGUCAAUUGAUUGAGUAUUAGGAUGACGAAGGUGUCCAAGCUAUGUGCCAAUUAAAUUCUGAAAAUAGGCAAAAAGAAAAGUGGAGGCAUCAAAUGGGACCUAUUAAUUUUGCAAGAGUGCGUGUGGCAUUGGUAAUAUUUAGUCGACACUUUGUAAUCUGACUUUCAUUUCUUUUUGUACUUUGUCGGAACACAGCGAUGUUUUUUUAUAACU